Plasmodium coatneyi is the source of this 2214-nucleotide messenger RNA. RefSeq names its product Rhoptry associated membrane antigen. Bases 1 to 2214 code for a protein of 737 amino acids. The record is from RefSeq and is a predicted model, not a curated record. The transcript has 6 exons. NCBI's taxonomy places the organism in Eukaryota, Apicomplexa, Aconoidasida, Haemosporida, Plasmodiidae.
AUGAAUCUUCUUUUGCUGUCUUUGCUUAUUAUACAAAACGUCACGAGCUACAUUGAGAAUUUCAAAAAUGGAGUCAACACACAGUUCGUUAAAGAUAAGGUGAAGUACGGUCCUGGAAACGAGGUGCACAAUUUGAACUCCCUGUGCGGGGCAGACCUCCAAGGGAACACCGGAACGGCUGGUUCCUAUUUCAAGUCACACCAUCCCAAAAUUGACGUGAAAAAGUUGGACUCCCUUUUGAACGCAUCUAAUUAUCUGAACCCGCUUCAGUAUCUCCUAAAAAGUAGUGAAUCUGUGAAGAUGUUCGCCAACUCAGCUAGCCAGUUGUCAACAUAUAGGUUAUCUCGAAAGCUAAACGAUGAUUCUUCAAAUUACGAUGAUGGAGAAGACGAGGACAGUUUUAUCGAAACAGAUGGAAGUGACCAGAUGACCGAUAAGGAGGAUGAUAAUGAAGACAAGGAUCAGUUUGACGACGAAAACGCCGAUAGCUUUCUGGAAAAGGAUGAGUAUGACGAUGCUAGCGAUACCGAUAAUGAUCAUGACACAGAGAAUGAUGAAUUUUCCGCAGACCAUGAAGAUAGCUUCCUUGAAAAAGACGAAUACGAUGACGCCAGUGACAACGAGAACGACGAAUUCUAUGACGACGAUGCAGAAAGCUUUCUCGAGCAGGAGGAGUAUGACGAACUAAGUGAUAACGAGAAUGAUGAAUUCGAGGAAGACCAUGGGGAUAGCUUCCUAGAAAAAGAGGAUGGCGAUGAGGACAAAAGUGAGGACAGUAGCGAAGACAAUGGAAAGGACUACAAAGAGGAGUACCAAAGUAAAAUGACUGACGAUGACUACCCGGAUGAGUACGUUGGAUCGGACGAUCAGAGCAGUGGAAAUGUAAAGAACCAAAAUGGAAAAGGCGCAACUGGAAAUGACCAAAAUGGAAACGCCGCAAAUGAAAACGACCAAAGUGGAAACAAUGUGACUGAAAAAAAAAAUAAAGAGAAGGAAAGCUUUUUAGAGAAGAACGUGAAUGGACACACAGAAGAAGAAGAUGAAAAGCACAGCACCUUUGUGUCUAGCUAUCUAGAUAAGGACGACACGGAGGAUAAAUUUAACGAUGAAUUUGACGAUGAGGCAAGCUUUCUAGAAGAGGACUCGUACAGCCAUAAUGACGACGAGGAGAGUGAUGACACCUUCGAUGAUUACUACCAGGAUAGCUUCCUGGAGCGCGGAAAACUCGGAACGACAUAUAGUGAUUACUACGAGGAGGACGCCGAUGAGCAGGAUGCCAAGGAGGACAACGAAGACGCCUUCGACAACUACCACCUGAACGAGAUAACCACCACCAACGAUGUGCACUCCUUUAUCCAAAAGGACAUGGGAUAUCUUGACGAAAUCAUCAAUGACAAUGAAACUAUAAAGGAGGCCGUGAAGAAGGGAUCCAAGAAGGCAGCGAAGCAGUCCAUGCAGAAGCUGAACCUUCUUGAAGACGAAGACCUUGACGAGAAAGAAUCCUUUACGGAUGAUGAACUAAAUGGGUUCAUGGAGGAAAAUAUGGGUGCAUCUAAGUUAGAUGCGAAAAAGGCUAAAACGACCUUGAGUAACUCGAAAAAUAAGAAAAAUGCAGCCAACGCUGUGGGUAAGGCUAGCGCCUCGAACGUCAACGCGGGCACCUCGACCAAAGCAACCAACACAACCAACGCCGCUACGAAGAGCAACAGCGAGGCGAGCAAAAAGCAAACCGACCUGUCCAACGAAGAUCUGUUCAAUGAUGAACUAACCGAAGAGGUCAUUGCAGAUUCGUACGAAGAGGGAGGAAACCUAGGAACCGAGGAAGGUGAAGGUCUCACAAAUUCAUUAAACGACAAGCUGCUAGACCAAGGAGUCAAUGAAAACAUCCUGCUGAACGAUAACAACAUGAUUUUCAACGCACACAUGGUUCCACAUAAGAAGCGAGAAUUGUACAUCUCUCCACACAAGCAUACCUCUGCGACAAGCAGUACAAAUGGCAAGCACCACACGGUGGACGCGGACGCGGAUGCCUUGGACAAAAAACUUACGGCUAACGAAAUGCUCGAACUGGAAAAAGGAGAAGGCAACAACUCAGUCAUUGUGGAAACGGAAGAAGUGGAUGUUGACUUAAACGGAGGCAAGUCAAGCAGCUCCGUGUCCUUCCUCAGCUCCGUAGUUUUCUUGCUCCUCGGAUUGUUAUGUUUCGUUCAUUAA